GUGGUCUGAAGUGAAGACCCACCAAGUAGUAAUCAUGCGUACGUGUAAUAUGCUUAAUUAUAAUUUAAUUUUCCAAAGCAUCUGUAGCGAAACUGAAUGUUUACUGUGCCAAAUGAUUUUGAAUGCAAGGAGCCUUAUACAGAUAUGGAACGAGAAAUGCUGUACAUGACGAAUAAUCUGAUGCGUAUAACGGUACUCGAGGUGCUGAACUGAGAGAGCUGGCUACUGUCGUUUUUAAGAGGUCGAUGAGGAAUGACUUCGUGCGUGUUAAUUACUGUGAUUCUUUUUACAUUUUUCAGGUCAAGAAACUUGGAAUCGUUGCUGUUAGCAAUGCUCUUCCUGAAGAUAUUGCCUGCUUGGCAGCUGAUAGGAUGUUGGUCUUUGUUGCGCAUGGAAAACUAGUUACUGCCUUUGCCAGGAACAAAGAGGUUGUCCACACCUACACUGGCCAUGGGGCGGAUGUGCAUCUUCUGCAGCCUUUUGGGGAUCACAUCAUUUCUGUGGACCGGAACAAUGUUGUCAUUGUCUGGGAUGUUCAGUCUGAAGAUGAAUACCUGCAGAUGGCACAUGACAAAGCAUCCUUUGAAAUUUCUGCCGUCAUGCAUCCAAGCACCUACCUGAACAAAAUCCUGCUCGGAAGCUGUCAAGGGAGUCUUCAGCUGUGGAAUGUCAAGUCAAACAAACUCCUAUACACCUUCACAGGAUGGGGCUCUGAAGUAACAGUGCUACAGCAGGCACCUGCUGUGGACGUCGUGGGCGUUGGGAUGGCGUCCGGUCUCAUCGUGAUGCACAACAUCAAGUACGAUGAGUCACUCAUGAAUUUCCAGCAAGAUUGGGGCCCCAUCACAGCGCUGUCAUUUCGCACAGAUGGUCACCCAGUAAUGGCUGCGGGGAGCCCUAUUGGCCACAUUGGGCUGUGGGACCUGGAAGACAAGAAGCUGAUUGGUCAGAUGCGAGAUGCUCACAGUACAGCCAUUGCGGGCUUGACGUUUGUCCACGCAGAGCCUCUUCUCAUCAGCAACGGGGCGGACAAUGCCAUUCGGGUGUGGAUAUUCGAUACCCCUGGUGGAGGUGGGCGUCUCCUUCGCUGCCGAACUGGACACAGUGCCCCGCCCACGAAGAUCAUGCAUUAUGGUCAGAAUGGACAGCAGAUUCUCAGUGCCGGUCAGGAUGGCACGCUACAGUCCUUCUCUUGUGUGCACGAGAGGUUCAAUAAGAAUCUGGGACAUGGUUCCAUCAACAAGAAGAAAUCCAAGAGGAAGGGGCUGAAGCUCGACACUAUGAAGCUGCCCGCCAUCACGACUUUUGCUGCAGAGACUGCCCGUCAGAGUGACUGGGAUGGGAUUAUAGCCUGUCACCGUGGUUACCUCAUCGCCACCACCUGGAACUACCAGAAGACCUCUAUGGGAACUCACAAACUGGAGCAUGAACGUUUUGACAAGAAUCGCGCCCUCAACGUCCAGGCCACGGUGGUGGACGUUACAUCCUGUGGUAACUUUGCAGUGGUGGGGCUCUCCUCCGGACAUAUCGAUGUGUACAACAUGCAGUCAGGCAUCCACAGAGGUCACUAUGGCGACAGCAAAGCACAUGAGGGACCAGUGCGCGGCGUCGUGGUCGAUGGACUCAACCAGCUGACCGUGAGCGCUGGAGCAGACAGGCUGGUGAAGUUCUGGAAGUUCAAAUCAAAGGAGCUGAUUCACACUGUCACCCUGGGUGCCUCUCCUUCCAGAACCCUGUUACACAGGCACAGUGAAAUGCUAGCCAUCUCUCUUGAUGACUUCACUCUCAACGUCAUGGAUCUGGAGACGAGGAGGAUCGUUCGCAAGUUUCCUGGUCACCGUGGACAGAUCAACGAUAUGACCUUCAGCCCAGACGGUCGCUGGUUGGUGACCGCCGCUAUGGACUGCACCAUCAGGACAUGGGACCUACCCACAGGAGCCAUGGUGGACUGUUUUCUGGUAGAUGCCGCUGUGGUCAGCCUCAGCAUGUCUCCCACAGGGGAUUUCCUGGCCUCUGCACACGUGGACAGUCUAGGAAUAUACUUAUGGUCUAACAAGACACUGUACGGCAUAGUCUCCCUACGCCCGCUGCCCUCAGACUUUGAGCCCUCAGUGGUUGUGCUUCCUGGAACCUGCCCUGUUCAAGACGAUGUCAGUGAUGAAGAUAUAGACACAAGCAGCGACACGAUGAUCGACUAUGUCUCGAAGGAGCAGCUUGAUGAACAGUUGGUGACUCUGUCUCUUCUGCCGGAUUCCAGAUGGAAGAACCUGUUGAAUCUCGAUAUUAUUAAGAAACGUAACAAACCCAAGGAGCCGCCCAAGGUGCCCAAAGCCGCUCCCUUCUUCAUUCCCACCAUCCCAGGGCUCAUGCCCCAGUUCGCUGCCCUGGAGGACCCCAGUGCCAAAGAACAGUCAAAAGUUGUGAAUUUUGGAGUUCUGGCCCAGAAGUCAAAUUUCUUCCUCCAACUCGAAGAUGCCUGGGUCACCAACAACUAUACCACCCCCCUGCAGCUUCUCAAAGAUUUGGGGCCCUCAGCCGUCGAUACGGAGCUGCGAGCCCUGGCUCCGGAUAUGAACGGGGCCCUGGAGCAGAUGCAGGCCUUCCUGAGGAUGAUUGGCACCAUGCUGGACUCAAAGAGGGACUUUGACCUCGCGCAGGCCUACUUAGCCCUCUUCCUCAAGCUGCACCUCCGGCUCGUCUCACAGGAAUCGGCGCUGAUGGACGAGGCGCUGAAGGUCUUGCAGAGAUUGGAGGGAACGUGGAUGGAUAUGCAGACGCUCUUCAACCAGAGCCUCUGCUUGCUGGCCUUCACCAAGAGCGCACUGCUGUGACACAGUCCCCUGUUCAGCCUCUCUGUGGUUUUGUGUUUUUUAUUGUAUCUGGAAUAGUUUUUUUAAAAUGAUGCUUCAUGUGAAGAGUGACCCGGAGAUGAACAUUUUAAAUUUCCCGAAGGAGUUUGACCAAAGUUCAUAUGAUGCCACCUGGAUACAGAUUAAACCUUUGGACUUUGUCAUUGAGA
Molecule: messenger RNA, 3019 nt
Organism: Paramormyrops kingsleyae
Lineage: Eukaryota; Metazoa; Chordata; Actinopteri; Osteoglossiformes; Mormyridae
Source: RefSeq, a predicted model, not a curated record